Molecule: messenger RNA, 249 nt
Organism: Trichomonas vaginalis G3
Lineage: Eukaryota; Parabasalia; Trichomonadida; Trichomonadidae
Exons: 1
Coding region: 1-249 (82 amino acids)
Biological process (GO): regulation of DNA-templated transcription
Cellular component (GO): nucleus
Molecular function (GO): transcription coactivator activity
Source: RefSeq, a predicted model, not a curated record
AUGAGCGUUUCUUCCAAAAGAGAAAAGUUUAAUCAAUAUUUAGCCGCCGGCAAAGUCGUUGAAACUCUUGAGCGUGCUAUGAAGAGUCUUCAAGAGCAAUCCCCAAGGCCAGAAGACCCACUUGCUUUUAUUCGCGAAGUUAUUGGAGCUCCACCAGCCCAAAAUGUUGAUGCCUUAGUUCGAAAGAAUCAACAACUUCGUACGCGUGUCAUUCAGCUCAAAAAUUUACUUUCUUUACCAUCAAUUUAA